Molecule: messenger RNA, 3215 nt
Organism: Ceratina calcarata
Lineage: Eukaryota; Metazoa; Arthropoda; Insecta; Hymenoptera; Apidae
Gene: mRNA-cap
Product: RNA guanylyltransferase and 5'-phosphatase mRNA capping enzyme
Exons: 8
Coding region: 355-3150 (931 amino acids)
Biological process (GO): 7-methylguanosine mRNA capping; protein dephosphorylation
Molecular function (GO): protein binding; ATP binding; mRNA guanylyltransferase activity
Source: RefSeq, a predicted model, not a curated record
ACGUGCCUAAUAAUGCCAUAUGGAAGUGAAGAGAGCACGUUGAAUUCCCCACUACUGUAUGCUGCUGUAUGCUCAAUUGCUCUCUCCACUUACAUACAUCAUUAUUAAGCAAGUCUCCAAUGACCAUGAGUAACGUAAGUGGGGACAAAAAGAAUUACUGGGAGACAGCACGGGAAUAGGAGAAGUCGUGCAUUUUGGCAGUUCUGGCAGCGCUGGGCGUAGUGACGCCACAAUCGCCUCGAAUCUCGACGUCUUCCGAAAAUAUUUCUCCAAGUCGUGGAAAGUCGUGCGCUUGUGUCAAUUUAAGUGAUAAAUAAGAAAAUCAGGAAGAUCUGGGUUCUGGUUUCGAACGAGAUGGCAAAUUGGGACGACAACAGAGGCCCGAUACCACCCCGAUGGCUUCACUGUCCACGGAAAGCGAUCAGAUUAAUUCAGAAUAAGUUUCUGGCGUUCAAAACCCCAUUGUCCUCAGCGUUCGACAGCCAGGUACCUGAGGAAUGUCGUUUCACAGUGGAUAUGAUGUUCGCCUCAUUGAAAAGUCAGAAAAUCAAGCUAGGCCUAUGGAUCGAUCUAACCAACACGACGAGAUUCUACGAUAAGAAAAGUUUAGAACAAUACGGAUGUAAAUAUGUAAAGCUGCAGUGCAGGGGUCACGGUGAAACUCCUUCUGAGGAUCAAACGAGAACUUUCAUCAAACUUUGUAAAAAGUUCAUAAUGUAUAAUCCGCUGGAAGUGAUCGGUGUUCAUUGUACACACGGUUUUAAUAGAACUGGAUUUCUUAUAAUUAGUUACUUAGUCGAAACAGAUGGUACCAGUGUAGAUGCUGGUUUGGCAGAAUUUUCCAAUGCAAGACCACCAGGUAUAUACAAAGCAGAUUACCUGCAAGAAUUAUAUAGGAGAUAUGACGAAGUCGAAGACGCUCCUGAUCCUCCACCCAAGCCAGCUUGGUGUUUAGAAUACGAUGACACCAACGUGGAAGACACAGAUGAUGGUCCAAGCACAAACAGUGACAGUCACAAAGAAAUGACAAGUAGAAAAAGAAAACGUGAAGUCAACAACAGGAAUCCAGUGUUCAUGGCUGGUGUACCUGGGGUAGCUGCUAUUUUGGAAGAGAAGAAGUUGAGUGGAAUACAGAGACAGGUCCAAGAUAUUUGUUCUUGGAAAUCAAAUGGAUUCCCUGGUUCUCAGCCAGUUUCCAUGGAUGAGGAUAACAUUAGACUGCUGCAUAUAAAACCAUACAGAGUGUCUUGGAAGGCGGAUGGGACCAGAUACAUGAUGAUGAUACAGGCAGAUGGAGAAAUUUAUUUCAUAGACAGAGAUAACAGCGUGUUUCAAGUCAGUGGAAUGACUUUUCCGCAUGUAAGAGACAUAUCGAGAACCAUCAGAGAUACUCUGUUGGAUGGUGAAAUGGUGAUCGACAAGGCAGACGGGAAAGAGUAUCCGAGAUAUUUAGUUUAUGACGUCGUGAUGUACGACGGCAAGGACGUUAGCAAAUUAUCAUUCCAUCCCGACCGAUCUUGUAUAAUCGAAAAGGAGAUUAUAGGCGGCAGACAUAGGGCAAUGAAAGAAGGAAGACUGAGAAAAGAAACGGAACCAUUCUCGGUCCGAGUGAAACACUUUUGGGACGUAACGCAGGCCGGUGGGUUGUUACGCGAAAAAUUUGCCAAGCAACUUAGCCACGAACCCGAUGGCUUGAUAUUCCAACCCGCCAAGGAACCCUACGUGCCUGGACCUUCUCCAGAAGUGUUGAAAUGGAAACCCUUGUCGCUGAACUCCGUCGAUUUUAGGCUGAAGAUAGUUACCGAGUCCGGCGAAGGGAUCCUCCCGAGAAAAGUUGGCCAUUUGUACGUGGGCGGUGUAAAAGAGCCAUUCAGCAAAAUAAAAAUCAGCAAGCAGAUAAAGAACCUGGACAAUGCGAUUAUAGAAUGUAAAUUCGAGAAUGGCCAAUGGGCCUUCAUGCGCGAAAGAACUGACAAAUCGUUCCCCAAUUCCUACAACACGGCGCAAUCGGUUUGCAAGAGUAUUAUCAAACCCAUUACGACGGAACGACUUUUAGAUUACAUAAACAGACAUAGAUUUAUACAAGAUGAUUGCGACCUCAUGCCACCACCGACGAAGAAAUCUCACUACGAGAAUAGAACAGUUCUGGUAUGGUGCACAAAGGAGUUAACAGUGAAAGAAAAGAGAUCUUUGCGGAUUAACAUUGAAUUCGAUCACGCAACGCUAGUACGUUGGUCUCCCGAUGGAAAAGCUUUCCUCAUACACAAGGCUGUGGCGAAUGUCAUCGAAGUUUACAAGAUUAGCAAAAAAUCAGAUGGCACUAUAGCUUCCGCAACCAAAGCUUUAGAAUUUCCAAAGCGACAUACCGAAGAUGUUGUUGGUAUGGAUAUCGCGAGCACAGGCAAAUACAUCAUCACCUGUAGCAAGGUGAACGAUCUUGUGAUAUGGGAUUUGAAGGGGCAGAUCCUUGCAACCGUGGAACUGCAUCUGGGUUCGACUUACCGCGCACGGAUAUCACCUUGUGGACGUUUCGUCGGCACAUCCGGAUUCACACCGGACGUAAACGUAUGGGAAGUAGCAUUCACUAAAACCGGUGACUUCAAACAAGUGGCGAAAGCUUACGACCUCGCCGGCCACUCGUCCGGAAUACUCGAUUUCACCUUUAGCGCCGACAGCAGCUGCAUGGCCACAGUUUCGAAGGACGGAACUUAUCGUUUAUACGAUACGAAAAUUGAAUUCGAGAAGGGCGAGGAUCCCCACUUGCUUCAGACUGGCUCGUGGGAGAACUCGGUGACGGCUAACAUAGCGCUAUCACCUAAUAACGAAGUUUUGGCUAUAGCUCAUGGUUCCUCGUUGAGUUUUUACUCUACGCACACCGGACUGUUGGAUAAUACCAUAGAAGAUAUAUUUCUUGGACCUAUAAUGCGCCUAGCGUUCGACGCCGUUGGAGAAUACAUUCUGGUCGCCGGAGAUAAGCAGAUCAAAGUUUUCCGUAACGUCACCGGUUACCGAGCGGCGAUCGAAUCUGCGAGACGCAAACUCGCUCAGAGGCAAACGUCCGCAACGAAAGAACGCUUAGAGAAACUUAUCAAGGAUAAUACAAAGUUUCUUGAAGCGAUGGGGGAAAAGUGUCCUUUAUAUAAAAUUUAAGAGAAUAUUGUUUAUAUUGUACAACAUAAUUUUUUAAUGUGCUUGAAUAAAGAGAUUCAUACGUG